This is a messenger RNA of Dicentrarchus labrax (European seabass), 1960 nucleotides long. It is a transcript of the gene p2rx3a, whose product is annotated as purinergic receptor P2X, ligand-gated ion channel, 3a. Gene Ontology annotation, biological process: response to ATP; monoatomic cation transmembrane transport. Gene Ontology annotation, cellular component: plasma membrane; nuclear inner membrane. The record is from RefSeq and is a predicted model, not a curated record. Gene Ontology annotation, molecular function: ATP binding; extracellularly ATP-gated monoatomic cation channel activity; purinergic nucleotide receptor activity. Lineage: Eukaryota; Metazoa; Chordata; Actinopteri; Moronidae. The transcript is spliced from 12 exons. The coding region runs from base 216 to 1448 and encodes 410 amino acids.
UCCAUCAAAUAUGCAGUAAGACAGAUGAACACAUGCCACACAGAGGAGUGAAAGACCUGACCAGUGUGAAGACUACGACCACAUUAGAAUCGGGAGUGAUUGACAUUCAAACUGUUUUACGCCUCUCUGAAGGUACCUGUUGAAUCUGGACAAGAGUUGCACUUUCCUCUCAGACUCAGGAGGACUGACCCGUCUCCGCUCUCUGACAAGCAGCCAUGAGCUCCUGGUUGAGUGGCUGGAUCACCGACUUCUUCACCUAUGAGACCACCAAGUCUGUGGUGGUCAAGAGCUGGUCUGUGGGCAUCAUCAACCGGAUCGUACAGCUGUUCAUCAUCACAUAUUUUGUCGGCUGGGUCUUCAUUCACGAGAAAGCUUAUCAGGUGACCGAAACUGGCAUCGAGUCCUCUGUGAUGACCAAAGUAAAAGGUUUCGGCUACCAUGCCAACCGCGUGAUGGAUGUGGCCGACUACGUCUUCCCCCCACAAGGUGCAGGUGUGUUCUGCAUCAUGACCAAACUCAUCAUCACCGAAAAUCAGUUUGAAGGAAAAUGUGCAGAGUCUGUGGACAUGUUUAGUUGUAAGACAGAUGAAGACUGCCACAAGCAUUUUGGCUCUGUCCUUGCCAACGGUGUAAUAACAGGUGUUUGCCUCAAGUCUUCCAAUAACUCCGUGGGUAUGUGUGAGGUGGAAGGCUGGUGUCCAACCGAGUACGACGGUGGCAAGAUCGUACCCAUGCUGGAAGUGAACAACUUCACCAUCUUCAUCAAAAACAGUAUUCGUUUCCCACUCUUCAAUGUCACCAGAGGGAACUUUCCCUCCACAAUGACAUCGGAGCAGAUCAAGAAAUGUACCUACCAUCCGGAGACAAACCCCUUCUGUCCCAUCUUUCGUGUGGGUGAUGUGCUGAAGUACACUGGACAGAACGUGGCUGGCCUGGCAAAAAAGGGUGGAGAAAUAGGAAUUAACAUUCAGUGGAAGUGUAACCUGGACCUGGACAUUGAAUAUUGUGUACCCAAGUACUCUUUCACGCGACUCGAUGCACCGUUUGCCAAGAAUGCAGUCUCCAAAGGCUACAACUUCAGAUUUGCCAAAUAUUUCAAGACAGAAAACGGGACUGAUUUCCGGACACUUCACAAGGCAUAUGCAAUCCGCUUUGAUGUUAUGGUCACUGGCAAUGCAGGAAAGUUUGACACAAUCCCAACACUGAUCAACCUGGUAGCUGCCUUCACCUCUAUUGGACUGGGUACGGUUCUCUGUGACAUUAUCUUACUGAACUUCUUGAAAGGGGCAGAGCAGUACAAAGCCAAGAAGUUUGAAGAGGUAUCAGAGGCUCAGAUAGAAGCAUCCCUUGCUCAGAGCCCGGGCAGCCAGCUGUCACUCAAAGCAGGUAUCAAGAGUUCGUAUGACUCUGGAGCCAUUUCCCUCGCUACCUCUGACCAACCUAUUUGACAACACCAACAACACACUGAGAACUGGACAUUCCUCUUCCUAUUUCUUUCCCUUAUUGCCUUGCAAGAGAUUCAUUAGGCAUUUUCUGGUUGUCAGGAUCCUGCCGUCAGUUUUAGUUUUGCAACUGGGCAUCAGGAAAAGAACUGUGGUUUUGUGGUUUUGUUUUGUAUAACAAUAACUGGCACACUGGAGCAGAGUUCCCCUAAGAAAGGUUUGACUCUUCAUCAUCAUUUAGAUAAAGUUUAGUCAAAGCCACAGUCAUUAAACUCGGAGGGGAAACAUCCAGUAGUAAAAAAAUGUAUUUUAUAGAAGGCGAUUUCAUUUUACAAGACAUUUUACAGCGUCUUAACUGCAAUAAACUGCAACCUACUGUUUGUCAGCCAAUUGUAUUGCUGAAUGAAUCCACUUCUCAUUUCCAAGUAGCUUUCGCUUGAACAAGCCAGAAUUUUAAAAAAACCAAACAUGUUCGAUACAAGAAAAAACAGUUCUGGGAAUAAACUAUUUGCGUAACA